Molecule: messenger RNA, 1465 nt
Organism: Salvia hispanica
Lineage: Eukaryota; Viridiplantae; Streptophyta; Magnoliopsida; Lamiales; Lamiaceae
Product: protein DJ-1 homolog A-like
Biological process (GO): glyoxal metabolic process
Cellular component (GO): cytoplasm
Source: RefSeq, a predicted model, not a curated record
UUUAUCUACUAUGAGCAGGCAUAAAAUGGUGGCACUAAGCUCGCGCCACCUCACCCCUCUCGCCCUUCAUUUGUCAUUCCCUUCCAGACUAUUUCUCGCCUCCUCACACUCCCUUCCGCGCAGAAAAAUUCGCUCAUCGUCUUCGAUCAUGUCUUCCGCUGCUAAAAAGGUUUUGGUUCCGGUCGCCAACGGCACGGAGCCACUGGAGGCGACAGUUACGAUUGAUGUGCUACGCAGAGCCGGCGCCGAUGUUACGGUAGCGUCCGUCGAGAAGCAGCUCCGCGUUGACGCCGCUCACGGCAUUAAAAUCCUCGCUGAUUCGCUUAUUUCCGACUGCGAACGUUCCGAUUUUGAUCUUAUCUCUCUUCCGGGAGGAAUGCCUGGUUCAACCACACUUAGGGAUUGCAAAACGUUGGAGAGCAUUGUGAGAAAGCAAGCUGCUGAAGGCCAGCCGUAUGCUGCAAUCUGUGCAGCUCCUGCUGUAGCACUCGGGUCAUGGGGACUGCUGAAGGGGUUGAAGGCAACUUGCUACCCAUCUUUCAUGGAGCAGUUAUCAUCCACUGCAUCUGUUGUUGAAUCUAGGGUGCAGAAGGAUGGCAAAGUAGUGACAAGCCGUGGACCUGGUACAACAAUGGAGUAUGCUGUUUCGCUGAUUGAGAUAUUGUAUGGAAAAGAAAAGGCCGAUGAAGUUUCUGGUCCCUUGGUCUUGCGAUCAAAUCACGGGGAUGCAUAUACUUUUGCGGAGCUAAACCCUAUCCAAUGGACGUGUGGUGAUAUUCCCAAGAUUCUUGUGCCUAUUGCUAAUGGGAGCGAGGAGAUGGAAGCUGUUAUCAUCAUUGAUGUACUCCGACGAGCAAAAGCUGAAGUGGUAGUGGCGUCUGUUGGGGAGAAACUCGAAAUUGUGGCUUCUAGGAAUGUUAAACUAGUAGCUGAUGUUCUCCUAGAUGAUGUCAUCAACAAUUCGUUUGACCUCAUUGUCUUACCGGGUGGACUUGGUGGAGCUCAAGCGUUCACAGAGUCAGAGAAGCUGGUAAAUCUGCUGAAGAAACAAAGAGAGUCAAAUAAACUAUACGGAGCAAUAUGUGCAUCUCCAGCUUUGGUCCUCGAGCCCCAUGGUUUGCUCAAGGGUAAGAAGGCCACUGCUUUUCCAGCCUUGUGCAACAAAUUGUCAGACCCAAGUGAAGUAGAAAACCGAGUGGUGGUGGAUGGUAAUCUCGUCACGAGUCGAGGACCGGGAACCACCAUGGAGUUUGCAUUGGUGAUAGUUGAGAAGUUUUUUGGACGGGAGAAAGCUCUGGAGCUUGGAAAGGCCAUGAUUUUCGUGCAUUAAUAGAGAUAUGAGGUAAAAAAUGAAGUUUAACUAGCCUCGUUGUUUACUGGAGUGCUUUGCAUAAAUGAUGUUGUAAACACUGCUGCUGGUCGGUUGUCUUGAUUAUUAAUAAAUCUUUAAUGAGGUUUGGAAGCA